CCCGUAUAUGACAGACACGUUAAGCAUCUUUCGUUGAAUAUAGUAUAUCUAUUUUCAAUUAAAAUAUCAAAUUUGGUAUUUAAGGACAUAGCAGGCUGAAUUUCAACGUAAAUUUCUCGUUAAGAUUGAUUUGUUUGUCAGCAACGAAUCAGAAAUGGUUGUAGAAUUUUAUUAUGACUUACUGUCACAGCCCUGCCGGGCGGUUUAUAUCUUUUUCAAAGUUGCUGGGAUACCUUUCGAGGCCAAGGAAAUUGACUUGUUUAAAGGUGAACAUUUAACUCCUGAAUUUAUCAAGAAGAAUCCCAAUAAGAAGAUCCCGAUCAUUGAUGAUGAUGGAUUUAUCCUCGCAGAGAGCGCAGCGAUCAUGCGCUAUAUGGCGUUAAAGAACAAUGUUGCCGACCAUUGGUUUCCAAGACAAGACCUCCGAAAACAGGCGAAGAUUGACGAGUUUAUAAAUUGGCAACAUCAAUCGGUUCGCAAGCCUUGUGUGGAACUAUUCAUUGCUAAAUUUAGAAGCCGUAUUGGUGUAGGACGAUUCACCAAGCAACCCGCUGAUGAAGCAAAACUUCAAAGCCUCCGAGAAGAUAUUACGAAAUCUUUCUCACAUAUUGCGGACUACUUUCUACAAGACAACCAAUAUCUCGCCGGAGACGAGAUUUCACUGGCCGACAUUAUCGGGGUGUGCGAGAUUUACCAUAUUCAAGGAGUGGAAGAAGAUGCGCUGUACACAAAUAACGAAAAAGUUUCAGCAUGGGUUGCACGUGUACGAAAAAGGCUCGAACCUGACUUUGAUACUGCUUCUAUGAAACUUAUGGCCGUCAAACAAAAAUACAUUGAUGCUAAGGAAUAAAUGAAUGAAUUAAUGAACGAACGAACGAAUGAACGAACGAAUAAAUGAAUGAAUUAAUUAGAAAAGAGUUGACUUUUUGGCAAUUAUCAUAGUCAUAUAUUUGGGUUUUUUUUAUUUACUUACAAAAUACCUCAAACGAAUAUAUGUGCAGUCAAACGUGUGUACAAUAUUACCUCUAAGAGAAGGGACAUAUAUAAAAUCAAAGGGCUGCAAGCUCUGUGGUAUUUUCUGAUCUUUGUAAUCUAAAUCGUACUGUAUAUCUGUAUGUAUUUUCCUGUAUUAGUUUUUUUAUGUACUAUAAAUAAUCUUGCAAGGCACCAGAGUUUGAUACAUACGGAAUUUUGCAUAACUAGAGUUGCGUCAAAAAAUCAUUUUUUAUGACUACCACACUUUAUCCUUGCAUAUCAUGGCUACUUCGUUAACAAAGACACUUAAAAAUGAAUUUAAAAAAAACUGCCUCGACUGGGAUUUGAACUUCAGACCUCUUACACACGAAACGAGCGCGUUACCCCUGCACCACGAAGAAGUUAUACAAUAAAUGCCUGAAUAAAAUCAAGUCAUUCUAAAUUUAGAACUUCCAUUGCAUUUCGGGUUUGUAAUCCUUAUUAAUUUCGAGGUAUUUUGUUCAGUUUAAAAUUGAAGUAAAUAAUUUAGCGAAAAUCUUCUCGCCCAAACAGUCCGACAUGUAGAAUCUUUAUAUUCAACUACUCGGCAGUCAGAUUUAUUUGUGUAGUAUUCGGUAAUCGACAUCGCUAAAAAUAGUAUUUUCAUUGAUUAAAAGUAAUUUGUGAUUGUGUAUUUAUUGACAAUUCUAUUGGCCAACGCUACUUUUAAACUUUGAAUGCGUUGUAAUUUGUUGGAUACUUGUAACAAAAUAAAAAAUAUUUCUUUCUUUUAUAUCGCUAGUUUUAAGCUGUUUUGAGAACUACUUGUUGUUAGGUCUGUCGUGAAAUUCUGUGUCAGAGAUAGAAUGCCCGCUUUGUAUUUUACUGAUCUUCGAUCAGAAAAUACAAAUAUAAAUGUUGGUCAGCAAUAUUAGAAAAUUAUAUAAUGUACAUUAAAUUAAAUCGAACAACUGAAACCCUCUUAUGUUUGUAAAUUCAAAGAUAACGUUUUCCAAAUCUCUAACUUAACUUUACUCUAAUUCAUGAUAAUUUCAAACAAGCUUUUUUAAUAUUUCAUUUCCUAUUUCAGAUUGUUUAUUUCCUUUAAUAUAAAAAAGGAAAAAAGAAAAAAAUACUACAUGUUUUUCUAUACUUAACAAAAGUGCUAGUAUUCUGAUAAUGUAUUUGUUUUGUUCUAAAAUUACAUGUAUUUGAGCAGUUUCCCAUUAUUCUUUAAAUAAUUAGCAAACGACAAUAUGCAUUUCAUUCAGAGAAUUAAUUUAUGACUUGUUCUUAGGUAAAGAUGGUAAACGAGAUUCGUAAAUUAUUGAGAUUUGGAGAUUUAUGCGUACGCACGACUCACCGCCCGAUAUAUUUGCUGCUUGUACAUAUACAUGUAAAUAUAUUAUAAAACCAUGGAAACACUAAUACUAUAUUGAAUAUUCUAAAAGUUUCAAAUAGGAAAACUUGAAACGUCGGGCCCUUUUACAUUAUUAAAUAUCAGCAGUGAAAUGGUGCGAAACACUGAAUGUUCUUUUGCGCUAUAGAAAUAUUCAAGGGAAACAAUCACCACAAAUCAAUACAUUAGAAGUUGAUAAGUGUUGUCUCUCUUUGAAUAAAGUUCAUCCGUGAAAUAUACAGGAAAGGUGGUCUUUUAAAUAGAGCACCUUUUAUGCAUUCCACCUUUUGCCUGUUUGAAUAAUGACGGGUUUACAAGUUAAAUAUUGAAUUUUGCUUAAGCCGGUGGUAGGAGGCGUGGGAGAUAGCUUACAAUAACACUAUCGCCCAUGAACAAGUUCAAUCAAACCAAGCCGGCAACUUUUUCAAUUUUGUCGUGUUGGACUUUCUUUAGAAUUUCUGUUUUUGUAUAUUAUUUUGUUAAACAUAUUUUUACUCUGUCAAAAUUCUAUCCAGUCAAAAAUGUUGUCAUUGGUUUGAUGGUGUUAUUUAAAAAUCAAUAAAACAUUAUUUAUGAGAUUUC
Ruditapes philippinarum (Manila clam) is the source of this 2935-nucleotide messenger RNA. Its product is annotated as glutathione S-transferase theta-1-like. The transcript has 4 exons. The record is from RefSeq and is a predicted model, not a curated record. Gene Ontology annotation, cellular component: cytoplasm. Gene Ontology annotation, molecular function: glutathione transferase activity. The coding region runs from base 155 to 850 and encodes 231 amino acids. NCBI's taxonomy places the organism in Eukaryota, Metazoa, Mollusca, Bivalvia, Venerida, Veneridae. Gene Ontology annotation, biological process: glutathione metabolic process.